Messenger RNA from Suncus etruscus (white-toothed pygmy shrew), 955 nucleotides. It is a transcript of the gene PSME3IP1, whose product is annotated as proteasome activator subunit 3 interacting protein 1. The transcript is spliced from 6 exons. Gene Ontology annotation, cellular component: nucleus. Lineage: Eukaryota; Metazoa; Chordata; Mammalia; Eulipotyphla; Soricidae. The record is from RefSeq and is a predicted model, not a curated record. Bases 41 to 805 code for a protein of 254 amino acids.
UGCCAUUUCAUUUUAAUUGUUGUAGCCUUACUGCUCCAUUAUGGAAGGAGGAGAUGACGGCAACCUUGUUAUCAAAAAGAGGUUUGUUACGGAGGCCGAACUAGACGAACGGCGCAAACGGAGACAAGAAGAAUGGGAGAAAGUUCGGAAACCUGAAGAUCCGCAAGAAUGUCCAGAGGAGGUUUAUGAUUCUCGAUCUCUCUAUGAAAGACUACAGGAGCAGAAAGACAGGAAACAGCAAGAAUAUGAGGAGCAGUUCAAAUUCAAAAACAUGGUAAGAGGCUUGGAUGAAGAUGAGACCAACUUCCUUGAUGAGGUUUCUCGGCAGCAGGAGCUAAUAGAGAAACAGCGAAGAGAGGAAGAACUGAAAGAACUGAAAGAAUACAGAAGUAAUCUCAGCAAAGUUGGAAUUGCUUCAGACAGCAAGAAGGAAGUGGAGAAGAAAUUGGCUGUGAAACCCGUAGAAACCAAGAAUAAAUUCUCCCAGGCCAAGCUGUUGGCAGGCGCCGUGAAGCAUAAGAGCUCAGAGAGUAGCAACAGUGUGAAAAGACUGAAAUCAGAUUCUGACCCAGAUGACAAGAACCAAGAAGCCCCGUCCUGCGUGUCUGUGGGCAGCACAUCAUUGAGCAGCCCGUCCAUCCACUGCCCAUCAGCUGCUGUGUGUAUCGGCAUCCUCCCGGGCCUAGGUGCCUACUCAGGGAGCAGUGACUCCGAGUCCAGCUCGGACAGCGAAGGUACCGUCAACGCCACCGGCAAGAUCGUCUCCUCCAUCUUCCGAACCAAUGCCUUCCUGGAGGCCCCCUAGUCUGUGUGCGUUCGUUCCCCUGGAGUGCCUCCCCAAUAGGACAUCAGACUGGUCAGCUGCCCACAGGCAUUGCCUCCCUCCUUUUGCCUGCUUCCUGUGCACACCAUGACAUUUUUAAUCUCAUCUUAAAACGUGCCAGAUUCCACUCCA